CUUGCCUCUCCCGCUCACCAUGUCGGCUGAACUGCUCGUCCCCUUACACGUUUCUUAUAUCCAGAAUCUAGGCAAAAGCAAGGAUGAUCUCGCCUACCAUCUUACUGCGCACCUCCGGAUGAACGCGAUAUACUGGGGCCUCACUGCUCUCUGCAUUAUGGGCCACCAGGACGCGCUUGACAGAGAAGAGAUGAUAGAUUAUGUCUUCAGCUGCUGGAAUGAAGAGGCAGGAGGAUUCGGUGCCCAUCCCGACCACGACGCUCAUCUUUUGUCAACUCUGAGCGCUAUCCAGAUACUCGUGACACAAGAUGCUCUCGAUAGAUUGAACACCGAACGAGUAGUGAAAUUUAUCCUGUCAUUGCAGCAGCCGUCUGGUGUCUUUGCUGGGGAUACAUUCGGUGAGAUCGACACACGAUUUCUUUACUGCGCCGUCAAUGCAUUGUCUCUCCUGAAUCGUUUGUCUGACCUCGAUGUGGAGAAAACCGUCUCGUACGUUGUCCAAUGCAGAAACUUUGAUGGCGGUUUUGGGGGUGUUUCAGGAGCAGAGAGCCAUGCCUCCCAGGUGUUUGUAUGCCUCGCCGCCCUCGCCAUACUGGACCGAUUGGACGUCGUUGAUCAUGAUACCCUUGCUUGGUGGCUUUCAGAACGUCAGCGACCAAAUGGUGGUCUGAACGGACGACCUGAAAAAUUAGAAGACGUCUGUUACAGCUUCUGGGUCUUGUCGUCCCUUUCAAUCCUCAAUAAAGUAGAUUGGAUUGACGCUGAUAAGUUGACGGCCUUCAUUCUAUCUGCUCAGGAUCCAGAGCAAGGCGGUAUCGCAGAUCGGCCGGGAGACAUGGUAGAUGUGUUUCAUACGCACUUUGGCAUUGCAGGCCUUUCGAUCCUUGGCUACCCAGGACUGGUCGACCUAGACCCGGUGUAUUGUAUGCCAGCCAACAUAAUUGAAGCGAAAGGGUUAAAGAAAGGGUGGAAAGCUCUUCAGCGACAACCUUUGCAGGCGACGUCGGCUACCGCGACGUAGCUUUCGCCUCAUUUUUUUAAACAGCGCUACCCGUGUUUCUAUCAUCUAGUUUCUUCACUUGAAUUGAAUUGUAUCCAAUAUUUUGCUGCCAAUGCGACAUUUCGUUCAGGAACUUUCAGC
Molecule: messenger RNA, 1141 nt
Organism: Desarmillaria tabescens
Lineage: Eukaryota; Fungi; Basidiomycota; Agaricomycetes; Agaricales; Physalacriaceae
Product: terpenoid cyclases/protein prenyltransferase alpha-alpha toroid
Exons: 8
Coding region: 20-1021 (333 amino acids)
Biological process (GO): protein geranylgeranylation
Cellular component (GO): Rab-protein geranylgeranyltransferase complex
Molecular function (GO): Rab geranylgeranyltransferase activity
Source: RefSeq, a predicted model, not a curated record